Bipolaris maydis ATCC 48331 is the source of this 247-nucleotide messenger RNA. Lineage: Eukaryota; Fungi; Ascomycota; Dothideomycetes; Pleosporales; Pleosporaceae. The record is from RefSeq and is a predicted model, not a curated record.
AUAAAAUUUGUUUAUUUGUAUUAUCUACGUACCUCACUAUAUGCCUUAUCUAUGUUCAUGUAUAUACAUACCGAUUAUCCAGACGCCUCAUGUCGAGUUUCCCGCUCGCACGCUAAUUCUAUCAUUUACAGUUUGAUUACUAGAAAUGAAGCGAGGAGAAGAAAAAAAAAGAUACGCCAGGACAACCGGUGUCCUUUCCCCCAAAAAUGCGCCCAAAUGAAUCAUGAUAAUAAAACCCAAACGCCUC